This is a messenger RNA of Phialemonium atrogriseum, 1522 nucleotides long. Its product is annotated as necrosis inducing protein-domain-containing protein. The transcript has a single exon. The coding region runs from base 427 to 1233 and encodes 268 amino acids. The record is from RefSeq and is a predicted model, not a curated record. NCBI's taxonomy places the organism in Eukaryota, Fungi, Ascomycota, Sordariomycetes, Cephalothecales, Cephalothecaceae.
CCGAAGCCCAUAUUUCUCGCGUCUAACGCCCACAGAUCCGUUCUUCGUCCCACCAUUGGUUCGUGUUCCGGCGUCACAUUGUAAUGAAAUUCAAUACAUAGGCCCCAACGGCCUUCCUUAUUUGUUCCCGGCAACGUUGCUAUGCACGCCCCAAUUACAGCAACCCCGGCCAUGUGCCUGAUUUAGUGGCGGCAAUCCCCCUAUCACCAGCCAUAGAAGGCCUCAUGGAGCUUUGCACGGGUGCUGGAAGGCGCAACCCAGAUUUAAGGGCGAGGGCGUGGUAGCGUGGCAGGUUCGCGCGUCAGAACUUUUAUAUCUGGACUGGUCCAUCAUGCAGAUCUUGGAUACGGAUAUCAGCCUCAGCUCGCUUUCUCUCGUUUCUGGCACAGCAGGGGACAUCGCGACGGGCCCACGUAAACACAAGCCAUGGAGUCCAACUGGCAGAGAUGUCUCGUCGCGCUCCUUCUCGCAGCCUUCGUGCAACGCGGCGAGAGUAUCCCGCCGUUCCUGCAGAGGCGAGCGGCGAAGCCCCUGACGGCGCUCCCGCUGAAUGCGACGGCCGAGGAUCUCCGCUGGCAGCCGUCGAUGGAUUUCGACAAGAACGGCUGCUACAACGUCCCUGCCAUCGACAAGAACGGCAACAUCUCGCCGGGCCUGCCCCAUGACUUUGUGUCGCCGUCCAGCAACUGCCACGACCUCGCGGACCUGCUGAGCAACAACGUCUACUCGCGACAGCGGUGCAACAACGGCUGGUGUGCCUACCUCUACGACUACUACUUCGAGAAGGACGUGGCGAUCCCCUACUUCAUCGACAUAGGCCACAAGUACGACUGGGAGCACAUCGCCGUGUGGGUGCGCGACGGCAAGGCGCAGUACGUGGCCGCGUCGCAGCACGGCGAGUACCUUGUCAAGGCGGCCGCCGACGUGCGCUGGGACGGCGAGCACCCCAAGAUGGUGUACCACAAGGACGGGUCCGUGGGGACGCACUGCUUCCGCUUCGCCACCGCCGCCGACGACGCGAUCGAGAACGACCUCGGCGUCUGGUUCCGCGGCGACCUCGUCUCCUACAACGGCUUCCCGCCCGGCAUCCGCGAGAAGCUGUAUGCGCACGACUUCGGCGACGCACACAUCGCCCUCUCCGACUCGUCGUUCCCGGGCAAUCUCGGCCGCGCGAAACCAAAGGACAUCACCUUUGAUACCGGCUCGGACGAGGGCUCGCCUGGAGUCCCAUGAGGAGUCUGAUAGAGGGAUACGUGUCUGGCUGGCGUCAUUUUCGGUGGGAGGGUAAUGACUGGCGUUUGUUUCCGUUUGGUUUUCUUUGCAUUUUAAUGAGGUCUCGGGUGGGCAUUUCGUAUAGAGCAGGUUUCUGUGCCCAGACCAACAGCGUCAGCGUUUAUAUUUUCUCCUCCCUUGGGCCCUUUCCCCCAUUCUCUCGGAUCAUGGCGACUUCAUUCGGGGUUCGACAAAGAGAAGAAUAAUUAGGGCGGUCAUUGAGACAACUCCGGCAGGCUUUAUUUCAGCU